AUGGAGAAAGCUUUCACCUCUUUUCUCCUAAUAUUACUCUUGUUGCUUCAAUAUGUUAUGGCUAGUUCAGCCAUGACCCAAAUCAACAUUACCACUGAUCAAUCGGCUCUUCUCUCUUUGAAAUCCCAAAUCAUUUCAGACCCUUCUCACUUCUUGGAUGAAAGUUGGUCUCCCGAUAUUUCUGUAUGCCUUUGGGUGGGUGUCACUUGUGGUUCUCGCCACCAGCGAGUGAAGUCUUUGAAUCUUUCCAACAUGGCUCUUACAGGCAGGAUCCCUCGCGAUUUUCGAAACCUCACAUUUCUUGUUUCUCUUGACUUGGAAAGCAACAAUUUCCAGGGCAACUUGCCUCAAGAAAUGGCACACUUGCGUCGGCUUAAAUUUCUUAGGUUAAGUUUUAACAACUUCAUGGGAAAGGUUCCUUCUUGGUUUGGUUUUUUACACCAACUUCAAUUUGUAAGUCUUAUGAAUAAUAGUUUCAGUGGUUCUAUUCCUUCUUCAUUUUCUAAUAUUUCCACACUUGAGACUUUGAAUCUGAAAUUCAAUUCCAUAGAGGGCCAAAUACCAAAAGUGAUUGGAAGUCUUGUAAACUUGAGGAUUUUAGAAUUAAGUGGAAACAAACUGAUAGGUUCUAUUCCUUUGUCACUCUCUAAUGCCUCAAGGUUGGAGACUUUAAAAAUAUCUUAUAAUUCACUUCAAGGAAACAUUCCAGAAGGGAUCGGAAAUCUUCACAACAUGAACUUGUUGGCCAUGCAAUUUAAUCAACUUACGGGUUCUAUACCAUUAACAAUUUUCAAUAUUUCUAGAAUCGAACUCAUCUCAUUUACUGGCAAUAGCUUCUCAGGAGAUCUUCCCAAUGGUUUAUGCAAUGGUCUCCCAAUACUCAAAGGGCUUUAUCUAUCCAAAAACAAUCUUCACGGCUGUAUGCCUACAAGCUUGUCAAAUUGUUCACAACUUCAAGUAUUGUCUUUGUCAUUUAAUGAGUUUGAUGGACCAAUACGUAAAGAAAUUGGAAGAUUGAAUAACUUGCAGGAAUUGUAUCUAGGAACAAACCAAUUCACUGGGAUAAUUCCACAAGAAACUGGAAAUCUUAUUAAUUUGGUGAAGUUAAGCGUGGAGAAAAACCAUAUUACCGGCUCUGUCCCAAUCUCCAUAUUCAAUAUCACAUCUCUGCAACUAUUGUCAUUGUCAGCCAACAAUCUCAAGGGUACCUUACCAAGGGAGAUUGGCAACUUAACAAAGAUGCAGCAUUUACAUCUUAGUACUAAUACAUUUAUUGGUGAAAUACCCAAAGAGAUAAGCAAUCUCGUUGAGUUGGAGAAACUUGAUCUUGCUGCUAAUAGUUUUAGUGGUCGACUUGACAUGGAGACCUUCAACAUAUCAGGGCUGAGAGCAAUUUCACUUACAGACAACAAUAAUCUAUCAGGAAUCCUCCCACCAAACAUUGGUUCUAUAUUACCCAACAUUGAAGAGAUUGAUCUGGCCAACAUAAACAAUCUAGUUGGGACUAUUCCUGAUUCUAUCUCAAAUUGUUCAGAACUAACUUUUCUUGAUCUUCCAUCCAACAAACUCACUGGCUUGAUUCCUACUUCUCUUGGAUAUUUGACACGUCUACAGUACCUAAACUAG
Molecule: messenger RNA, 1626 nt
Organism: Capsicum annuum
Lineage: Eukaryota; Viridiplantae; Streptophyta; Magnoliopsida; Solanales; Solanaceae
Product: LRR receptor-like serine/threonine-protein kinase GSO1
Exons: 3
Coding region: 1-1626 (541 amino acids)
Molecular function (GO): protein binding
Source: RefSeq, a predicted model, not a curated record